AUGGUGAAGAUGGUAGGAAGGGAGAGAAGAGAUGAAAACGUCGUGGUUGCGAUCGAUCGAGACAAAGGAAGUCAGGCUGCAUUGAAAUGGGCUGUCGAUAAUCUUUUAACCCCAGGAGAGAAUCUUACUCUUGUUCAUGUCAGGCUAAAACAAACCCUUCCUCUAAAUGCAACCUACCAUAAUAAGUCUAGAGAUGACGUGAAGGAACUGUUUCUUCCAUUCCGCUGCUUCUGCACCAGAAAAGACAUAAAUUGUGAAGAUGUGGUAUUGGAGGACGUUGAUGCCGCUAAAGGAAUUAUAGACUAUGUGCAAGAGAAUGCAAUUGAUAUUCUAGUACUCGGUGCAUCUAAGAUGACUCUUUUAAAAAGGUUCAAAGCAGCAGAUGUUACAAGUACCGUGAUGAAAGGAGCAGCCAGUUUCUGUACAGUUUAUGCAAUCUCUAGAGGUAAAAUAUCAUCGGUAAGAUCAGCAACGUCUUCACCUCCUCCACUCUGCACAAUACGUCCAAAGUUGCCAGCUCGGCCCAGCAAAGCUAGCAGCAACAACUCUCAUCCCAGAGCAAGACUGUGUCAGCGUGAAGCUGACAAAACACAGGAAGAGAUCGAGAUCAAGCAUCCUCAUUACUUGAGAAGAGGAUAUGACCAGGCCUCAGUGACAGACUCGGAUAUAUCGUUUGUGAGUAGUGAUAGGCCAAGUAUGGAUUGGAUGUUCCCAACGCCUCGUCUUUCUGUUAGCUCUGAGUUUGAAGAAAACCGAUGCAGCUUUGCGGCAUCCUCAUGUUCAUCAGAAAAACAGUCUUUAGACCUUGGUUCUUCGUAUUCUGCAUUCUCCUCAAGCUCUCAAGAAAGUGGGAGACUCUCCUCAUGGUCACUACAUAGCCAGGAUGAUGUAGAAGCUGAGAUGAGAAGGCUGAAAAUGGAGCUCAAGUAUACAAUGGAAAUGUACAGCACUGCUUGCAAAGAAGCAAUCGCGGCCAAGAAAACAACAACAGAGUUACACAAAUUGAAAGAAGAGAGGGAACAGAAACUAGAAGAAGCAAGACUCGCUAAGGAAGCAGCAAUGGCAAUGGCAGAGAAUGAGAAGGAAAAGAGCAGAGCAGCCAUGGAAGCAAUAGCAACCGCUCAUAGAAUAGCAGAAAUGGAAACUCAGAAGAGAGAACAAAUCGAAACGGCGUCUCUGAGAGAAGCAGGAGAUAAGAACAACGUGAUGUACUCUUUGGCUAAGAGUGAUAGAAGGUAUAGGGAGUACACAAUUGCAGAGAUUGAAGAAGCAACAGAAGAUUUCUCAGAUAAUCACAAGAUUGGAGAAGGCGGUUAUGGACCUGUUUAUAAGGGUACUCUAGAUUACACAGAAGUGGCUAUAAAAGUCGUGAGACCGGACGCAUCACAAGGGCGAUCGCAAUUCCAACAAGAAUUGGAAGUGCUAACCUGCAUAAGACAUCCAAACAUGGUUGUCUUACUAGGAGCUUGUGCAGAAUACGGGUGUUUAGUCUAUGAAUAUAUGGCCAAUGGUAGCUUAGAAGACCGUAUACUUAGACGAGGAAACUCUCCAGUGCUUUCAUGGCAGUUAAGAUUCCGCAUUGCAGCUGAAAUCGCCACCAGUCUUAAUUUCCUUCACCAGAUGAAACCAGAGCCACUGGUGCACCGAAACCUGAAACUAGCCAACAUAUUACUUGACCAUUACAUGGUCAGCAAGAUUGCUGAUGUCGGGCUGGCACGGCUCAUGCCACCUGCGGUUUCUAACACCGAAACCGAGUAUAGAAUGACUUCUACUGCUGGAACCAUGUGUAACAUUGAUCCAGAGUACCAACAAACGGGUAUACUUGUAACCAAAUCAGAUAUAUACUCAUUUGGGAUUAUACUCUUGCAAAUACUUACAGCAAAGCCACCAAUGAGCUUGACUCACAAGGUUCAGAAAGCAAUUGAGGAAGGAACUUUUCUUGGGAUGCUAGACCCUGCUGUUCCUGACUGGCCACUUGAAGAAGCCUUAGAUUUAGCCAAACUUGGUUUACAAUGCGCAGAGUUAAGGCCAAAAGACAGACCUAUCUUGGGAAAGGAUGUUUUGCCUGAGCUUAAAAAGCUCAUGGAUUUGGCAGAAGAAAGCUCCCAGUCUGCACUUAUGGAAAAUGUGAGUCUGUCAUCUCCAACUCAAACCCAAGCUACAUCUCCCCCAUCGUGGGUAAACAUCGUUCAAAAUAAGCAAGCUUUGUCAAAGUACGAAAUUCAGCUCUCUGUCAAAGAUGGAAAAAACUUGGUUGUCGUUCCAAAGGAAGUGUCUGAUGACGUUUCCCCUAUGGGAUGA
Messenger RNA from Eutrema salsugineum, 2301 nucleotides. Its product is annotated as U-box domain-containing protein 35. The transcript has 9 exons. The record is from RefSeq and is a predicted model, not a curated record. Gene Ontology annotation, molecular function: protein kinase activity; ATP binding. Gene Ontology annotation, biological process: protein phosphorylation. The coding region runs from base 1 to 2301 and encodes 766 amino acids. Lineage: Eukaryota; Viridiplantae; Streptophyta; Magnoliopsida; Brassicales; Brassicaceae.